Molecule: messenger RNA, 4189 nt
Organism: Larimichthys crocea (large yellow croaker)
Lineage: Eukaryota; Metazoa; Chordata; Actinopteri; Sciaenidae
Gene: pomgnt2
Product: protein O-linked mannose N-acetylglucosaminyltransferase 2 (beta 1,4-)
Exons: 3
Coding region: 483-2285 (600 amino acids)
Biological process (GO): protein O-linked glycosylation via mannose
Cellular component (GO): endoplasmic reticulum
Molecular function (GO): protein O-acetylglucosaminyltransferase activity; protein binding
Source: RefSeq, a predicted model, not a curated record
UUUCCCAGGGCGGUAGGUGGAGACUGGAGCGCCACAGCAGAGUGGAGUCGGUAACCAGGCAGCUGCCGUGUCUCUGUCGGCUAGCCUAGCUCGUAAACAGCGGCAAAACAAGCCCCGGCUGUGUCUGUGAGAAUGUAAUGACUGAACACGUCGUUGUUUCGACUGAUAGAAGAGACAGUGUCCGCCAUUGUUCCUCUUGUCAUUUCCACUACAUGUGUUGUGUUCCCGCUCAGGACCCGUGUCUGCGAUACACUGAGGCACUGCUGCUGCCUACAUGAGCUAACCUCUCAACUGUCUGCAAAGACAAAAGCAACACUUUCACUCACACCUCAGAGAGGAGUGUGUCCGGCUGCUAACGUUACCGUUAUGAAGACAGAAGCUUCCAGCUGACACACAGUCGUCCGGCGUUGGAUGUCUCGUCGCCUGCCUCUGAGGUCGGAGGCCAGUUGGAGUCGGGAGGUGGGUCCUCAGCAGCAGCAGUAAUGCGUGCUUCAGUGGCAGGCUGCAGGAUGAGUGUGGGUGCACUCCUAAACGGGCUUCUGGUCUCCGUAGUUGCUGCUCUGCUUUGGAAGUAUUCCAAGCUGAGUGAGCAUGCCGCCUUGUUGGAGGAAGAGCUGCACAUGACACGGCAGUCCCAGGAGCUCUCACAGGCCCGUAUAGACUACCAUGUUGCCCUACAGGCUCUUCAGGAACACGGCACAAGAAUGGUCUGCACUGGCAAGAUGCACACCGACCGCAUCUGCCGCUUUGACUACCUAUGUUACUGCUCCGAGGCAGAGGAGUUUGUUUUCUUUCACUCCAAUUCCUCUGUCAUGUUGCCUAACCUGGGGUCUAGGCGCUUCCAACCUGCCCUGCUGGACUUGUCCUCAGUAGAGGAUCACAACACCCAGUACUUCAACUUCUUAGAGCUCCCAGCUGCUACUUUAAAGUUUAUGCCCAAGCCUGUGUUUGUACCAGAUGUGACACUGAUCCUAAACAGGUUUAAUCCAGACAACCUAAUGCACGUGUUCCAUGAUGACCUGCUCCCAGCCUACUAUACUAUGAAACAGUAUUCAGACUUAGAUGAUGAAGCCCGCCUGGUUUUUAUGGAGGGCUGGGGUGAAGGCCCACACUUUGACCUCUACAGACUUCUCAGCGGCAAGCAGCCACUGCUCAAAGAACAGCUUAGGAACUUUGGCAAACUUAUGUGUUUUACGAAAUCCUACGUCGGCUUGUCCAAGAUGACCACCUGGUACCAGUACGGUUUUGUCCAGCCACAGGGGCCCAAAGCCAACAUGUUGGUAUCAGGUAACGAGAUCCGUCAGUUUGCCAAAGCUCUAAGGGAGAAAAUGAACAUCACGAGGGUGGAGGAGAUAGAGAAGGAUGGAGGGAGUGCAGAAGAUGAGAAAGAGAAGAAGGAUGAAUACAUUGUUGUGUUUAGUCGUUCAACAACAAGGCUGAUAUUAAAUGAAGCAGAGUUAAUCAUGGCGCUGGCCCAGGAGUUCCAGAUGAGAGUGGUCACAGUAUCGCUGGAGGACCAGUCUUUCCCCAGUAUCGUCCAGAUGAUCAGCAGUGCUACCAUGUUAGUCAGUAUGCAUGGAGCUCAGCUGAUCACCUCACUGUUCCUUCCCAGAGGAGCUGUUGUGGUGGAGCUGUUCCCCUUUGCUGUGAACCCAGAACAGUACACCCCGUAUAAAACCCUUGCCUCCCUUCCAGGCAUGGACCUUCAUUAUAUCUCCUGGAGGAACACGAAGGAGGAGAACACCAUCACCCACCCAGACAGACCCUGGGAACAAGGGGGCAUCGCUCACUUGGAGAAGGAGGAGCAAGAGCGAAUACUGUCAAGCAAAGAUGUCCCGAGGCACCUGUGCUGCCGCAACCCUGAGUGGCUUUUCCGGAUCUACCAAGACACCUUGGUGGACAUCCCUUCUUUUCUGGAAGUCCUGAAAGAAGACAUGAAGACAAAGCCCAGCUUUAAGAAGACAAAGCCGGCCAGUACGGUCCAUCCAGGCCGGGUCAGAGAACCCCAGUGUCAGACCUCAGUACAAACCACUAAUGAAGCUAAACUCACAGUCUCCUGGCAGAUCCCAUGGAAUCUGAAAUACCUGAAGGUCAGAGAGGUGAAGUAUGAGGUGUGGAUCCAGGAGCAGGGAGAGAACACCUACAUGCCUUAUAUCCUUCCUCAGCAGAACUACACUUUUUCAGAGAACAUUAAGCCCUUCACCACAUACCUGGUGUGGGUCAGGUGUAUCUUCAACAAAAACCUUCUGGGCCCCUUUGCAGAUGUUCUUAUGUGCCGGACUUAGUACUAACACCUUUCCAGUUUCAUGCUGUGCGGUUUUACACAAAAGUUGAGCCAUGCUUGUUCCAGACAAUCAAAUUGGAAAAGUGGGCCGUUUGAUUACAGUCUGAAACUCAUUAUGGAUUAUCUCUACAAUCCUAGAACAGGCUGUUGAACUCUUGCACAGUGAUGUUUCCCCGGCCAGCACAAAGAAUAUGGAACAGACCUCUUGAUGAACAGCAAAUGACUUGAACUACAGGUUCAGAACUCAACGGCAACAGCAGUAAAUGAAUGGAAAGUCCUGUAGCUAUGAAUGAAUGGUAGAAUGAAAUAUAAAGAAAGUGCUAAACAACGACUCCACUGAAAAUACCAGAAUUCUCUAAAUCAGCAGAUUUAUUUAUGUGCAGAAUAAUAUAUAACAUGUUUUUUAGUAUUAGUCAAAACACUGAUUCUUUACCUUUUACAGUAUGCAAUAUAGCUUUUCUGUGGAGAGCGAGAGAGAUUUUAGAAUAGCAAGAUUUUUUAUGUUUUCAGACUUGUCCAGUGUGUGCGUUUGCGUGUGCGUGCGCGCGUGCGUGCGUGUUAGAUACCUGUGUGGCUUAGUUUACCUACCAACUGUUUAAUUACACACACUGUUUUUUGCAGAACCUAGCCAAAACCAAAGCAACUUUUUCCACAUAGUUUCAGCCAAUCAUCAUUCAUGCCAUAUUGCUUUCUCAUGCUCUAGAUCUCUCUUAUACUGUUUGCUAGGAACUAAACCCGUUUCUAAGGACACUGUGAAGGAUUUGUGUGAAAGUUGAGCAAGAAUUCUCACGAUUGUCACAGUAAUCCAUGUUUUUGACCCUGAAAGCGAACAUAUGUGUAAUUUUAGAACACUUUUUUUGGAACAUGUUGUGAUUAAAGACCACGCUAUCUUUAAAUUGUUCCUUUUACAAGUGUUAUUUCCACUGUUGUGCACAGCCACAAAUAAUUAACAUUCGUUUUUCUGCAUAAAUAAAUGAUUUUUCUCUAAUUGGCACUAAUUACAACUGUAAUAAUUAUAAUGUUCUGUGGAGAGUGAAUCUAUUACACCAGGCUAUAAUUAGAGUAAAGCUUCCUGUAAGCAUCAGUAUGCUGCUGGACUUACUGGUCUGAUCUUAGCGCCUUGUGUAAAAGCAUUUUCAUUAAGAUAACAAGGUGUGGUGCAGCGCGGGAUCCAACCGCCUUGUGUAAAACUCUUAAUUAUAAUAGAAAUUCCCAGCUAUGUGUCUUCUUACUCUCCUCGGGGGGCUUUCUAGCUGAUAAGAAGAAGCCUGCUGUUGGAUUCUGCGUCCAAAGUCGGCUGUUGAAGUUGUUUUUGUGUCUUUUUUGCUAAUGAAGUGCUGCUUGCUCAUAGCUAGGCUGCAAAAAUGUAUUUAUUUUUUAGACACUUGAAUUGGAGGCGUAGGUACGUAUGUGGUAUUAGAUAUGUAGCAAGAGAUGGUUUAUGGGAUGGCACAAAUGAAACAAAACACUGCCAUCAGCAUAUUGUUAUAUUGUGCCAUUGUUAAGAUGAUGUCAUGUAUUUCAUAUCUCCGACCGGUCCUCUAAACAUUACUUUGCCCUCUGGCCGCUCUAAAGCUCCUUUUCCUUUACCUGACAUCUUAAAUUUGACAUAUUCGCUAUCCUUCAGUUUUUUUCCCUUACUGAUACGUUGUUUUUUUUCCCCCCAAAGUUCUGUCGAUGCAUGUUUAAGAGAUUAUUUGAAGCCAUUGUUCUGCGUGCAGGAUGUGAUUGUUUAGAUAUCUAUGUGUUUGUAUCGUUGGUUAGAUUUCUGUGUGCCCCUGCCCCACCUCAGUGGAGACAUCAUUCUGUAUGUGCUGAGUGAAAUGAGAGUCUCUGUUUUCUAUUAGCAGAUAGUUUGAGUUUCUUUUUCAGUGACUGUGAUUGAAUAAAGAAGCUUAUUUCUUA